Messenger RNA from Acinonyx jubatus (cheetah), 1301 nucleotides. It is a transcript of the gene NR0B2, whose product is annotated as nuclear receptor subfamily 0 group B member 2. Lineage: Eukaryota; Metazoa; Chordata; Mammalia; Carnivora; Felidae. The transcript has 3 exons. Gene Ontology annotation, biological process: negative regulation of transcription by RNA polymerase II; circadian rhythm. Gene Ontology annotation, cellular component: nucleus; cytoplasm. Bases 56 to 907 code for a protein of 283 amino acids. Gene Ontology annotation, molecular function: transcription corepressor activity; transcription factor binding. The record is from RefSeq and is a predicted model, not a curated record.
CAGCGCAGAGCAGAGGGCGGGAGAGCUGGGAGGAAGGAGGAGCAGAUCCCCAACCAUGAGUUCGAGCCAGCCAGGGACCUGCUCGUGUCGGGGUGCUGCAGGCCGCCCGGCCAUUCUGUACGCACUUCUGAGCCCUAGCCUCAGGGCCAGGCCCUCUGUGCCCCCAGCCCGUAGUCAUUGCCUGUGCAGGCAGCACCGGCCUGUCCGGCUGUGUGCUCCCCAUCGCACCUGCCGGGAAGCCUUGGAUGUUCUGGCCAGAACAGUGGUCUUCCUCAGGAACCUGCCGUCCUUCUGCCAACUGCCCCCCCAGGAUCAGCAGCGGCUGCUGCGGGGCUGCUGGGGCCCCCUCUUCCUGCUGGGGUUGGCCCAAGACACUGUGACUUUCGAGGUGGCCGAGGCACCAGUUCCCAGCAUACUCAAGAAGAUCUUGCUGGAGGAGCCCAGCAGCAGCUCAGGCAGCGGCCAGCUGCCAGAUCGACCCCAGCCCUCGCUGGCUGCGGUACAGUGGCUUCAGUGCUGCCUGGAGUCCUUCUGGAGCCUGCAGCUGGGCCCCAAGGAAUAUGCCUACCUGAAAGAGACCAUCCUCUUCAAUCCUGGUGUGCCGGGCCUCCACGCCUCCUCCCAUGUUGGACACCUGCAGCAAAAGGCUCAUCAUGCUCUGUGCAAGGCCCUGGAGACCUGGUGCCCAGCAGGCCAGGGCCGCUUGGCCCGUGUCCUCCUCACAGCCUCCACCCUCAAGUCCAUUCCGCCCAGCCUGCUUGGGGACCUCUUCUUUCGCCCUAUUGUUGGAGACACUGACAUCGCUGGCCUCCUCGAGGACAUGCUUUUGCUGAGCCAACCUGUUCCAGCCCAGGCAGAGAUCAAGUGCUCCCUCUCACCUCAACGAGCGUCAGAUCACAGCCAGUGAGGAAUAUGAAGCAGUCCAUUCCUAAACUAAAACAGACAAGGUCACUGGAAUUCCUGCAGUUUGGGGUCGCUCACUUCCACCACCCCUGCUGAUGACAGAAGAGGAUAGUCCACUGCUCUCCCAAUGGGAGGGGCAAGGGCAUCUAGGGUUGACCUGGUGCAGCUGCUUGGAGGCCAAGGCUGGCUGAGGUUUAGCUGCCACACCAGAUGUUCAAGUCUGAGACACUUCCAUGGCAGUUAGUUCACAGAUACUGCCCUGAGCUCCCCCCUACCCCCGAGUUCCCUUCCGUGGCCCCCCUGUCCCAGCCUUUCUCCUGGAAUCCAUUCUCAUUGGCCACAACUAGAGGGCAAUGCUUGGCAUAGCCUUGGCCUUCAGGACCGCUCCAUUCAGUGCA